AUGUGUGUCAUUAAACAAGCAAAUUUUGAACAAAAUCAAGCUGCUGAUGGAGGCGCCAUUUGCUUCUUUCGUUCAAACUCAUAUCUUGAAGGUGAUCAAUCAGAUUACAAAUUUUAUUUGAAUAAAGCAUUCAGAUCCGGUGGCGCUAUCUUUUGUGAAGGAUUUACUUUACCCGAUCAAAAUAUUAAUAAAUAUAAUUUGUUUAUAUUCGAUUACGCAUUCACAAAUAAUACUGCAUACCAGACAGGAUGUGCUAUUGCUAUUGAGAGUGAUUCAGAAAUUUAUUUCGAAAAUCUAAUUUUUCGAUACAAUCAAGCUGGUGACCAAGGUGGUGCCAUAGCUUGUUAUAAUUCCAAGUUAAGCGUCUUUAAAUGUGCUAUUCAAGCAAACAUUGCUGGAAAAGGCCUUAUUAGAGAAGAUACUUUGAAAUUAUCAGCAAUGGAAGGUAAUUUUGCCCUUAGAUUUAGAGGUAGAGGUUGUGGUGGUAUUUCAUUCAUAUCCACUGAAAAAUCGCGUCAAUUUAUUUCUCAAGAAAACUGUUUUUAUAA
Messenger RNA from Trichomonas vaginalis G3, 548 nucleotides. Its product is annotated as pectin lyase-like family. NCBI's taxonomy places the organism in Eukaryota, Parabasalia, Trichomonadida, Trichomonadidae. The transcript has a single exon. The record is from RefSeq and is a predicted model, not a curated record. The annotation marks the transcript as partial.